Molecule: messenger RNA, 1407 nt
Organism: Aspergillus bombycis
Lineage: Eukaryota; Fungi; Ascomycota; Eurotiomycetes; Eurotiales; Aspergillaceae
Product: alpha-ketoacid dehydrogenase kinase family protein
Exons: 2
Coding region: 1-1407 (468 amino acids)
Biological process (GO): protein phosphorylation; regulation of glucose metabolic process
Cellular component (GO): mitochondrion
Molecular function (GO): pyruvate dehydrogenase (acetyl-transferring) kinase activity
Source: RefSeq, a predicted model, not a curated record
AUGGCCUUAACCAAUGCUCUCGCACGGACAGCGAGCUGCAGCGUCCGACUCCGGUUUCGUCUAAUCCAUAAUUUUCAGAAAGCACGUCAGUUCUCUGUGUCACCGCCUCCCCAGGUUGCGCCAUCAACUCAGCACCCGUUCGCCUACGGGGCAAACGAUGAAGUCUCACGUCUUGCGGCCAGCCGUCGUCGGCCAUUGACUCUUGCGGAUCUACUGAAACACGGCCGUCCGCCGUUAUCGAAAGAUGCUCUCCUCGCAUCGGCCAAUUUUACUCUUUCACUUCUCCCUGCCCGGCUUGCAUCUCGAAUCGAAGCUCUACGGAACCUCCCUUUUAUCAUUGUUUCGAAUCCACAUGUCUCGAAGAUAUAUAAUAAUUACCUUCACUCCUUGUCCACACUUCUCCCUUACCAGCAACGGCAAAUCACAACACUCGAGGAAGAGAAGCACUUUGCAGAAGUCUUGGCGGAUCUAGUCCACACCCAUACAAAUACAAUUCCCAUUCUUGCGCGUGGAUUUCUAGAAUGUCGCCGAUAUAUCGAUCCGACGGAGGUGACUCGGUUCCUAGAUACCCACCUGCGGGCGCGUAUCGGCACUCGGCUGAUAGCUGAGCAACACUUGGCGCUCCAUUUUGCUUCACAACCGAUUAGUGAUGAUGGCAAACCACCAAACAGCACAUCUCCAUCGAAUUAUAUCGGUGUCAUUGACACUGCCCUGCAACCGGCACGCAUUGUCAAGCUCUGUGAGGACUUCGUUGGAGAGAUUUGCGAACUGAAAUAUGGGGUCCGCCCACGACUUACGAUCGGCGGACAACCGGAUGCCACCUUUGCGCAUGUUCCUGUACAUGUCGAAUACAUACUCACAGAACUGCUGAAGAACGCAUUCAGAGCCGUGGUUGAAGCUGGGAACGAACGCGAACCUGUUGAGGUGACCAUCGCUGCUGCGCCUGACGUUCCAAGAAACCAUGUGCGUGGGCCGUACUCCGUGUCGGUGGGAACUUAUCCCAAUCAUCCCAAUUCGGAUGUUGGGUUCGAGAUGGACACCGUUGUGGGAACCGCAGAUGCGAACGAAUCAAUUAAAUUCUCGUCUCCCUCCACGCAAAGCAUUACAAUCAGAAUCCGCGAUCGGGGUGGUGGAAUCCCUCCCGAGAUUCUACCCAAUAUUUGGUCCUACAGUUUCACCACUUUCUCCGAUCUUGACUUGCAGGGAUCGGAGAAUGGGAAUAUGGAUGCCCUCAAUGCCAUGUCCUCAAGCAGUGGUCAUUUGAGUAGCAUCGCAGGACUCGGAUACGGAUUGCCACUGAGUAGGGCAUAUGCUGAAUACUUUGGUGGUAGUAUCGCCGUACAGAGCCUAUGGGGUUGGGGGACUGACGUGUAUCUGACUUUGCAAGGAGUUGGUAAGGUCGGUUGA